UAUAAAAGGCUGAUAGUGUCUCUCGCUCCUCUGAACAAAACGCGUUUUUGUCGAUAGACCGCCGAUUUUUAUUUUCCUGAUGAUCAUUCGAUAAAAUUCGCGUUCUAAGUAAAUAUGCGCGCGUGCUUUAGUUAUGUAGGUGUCAACACCCGAAGCUAGAUAAUAACUUCUACUAAUAGAGGAUGCCGUUAAAACUGUUCUUCGUUUAAACUAACAAAAAAAAAUGUUAUUUCGACAAGUGAUCAUAAUUCUCGCCUUAGCUAUUCCAUCCACGUUUUGUGCGAACAUACUCUUUGUAACGUUGGUUUCAUCGCGUAGUCAUCACAAAUGGAACGAAGCUUUGGUGCAAAAACUUUUAGAAGGAGGACAUCAAAUCACUUUGAUUGGACACGAAGAAAGUGAUGUUCAAAAUGAAAAUUAUACACUUUUUCAAAUUGAAGGUAAGUUAAAUAUUAGUGAGAUGGGAUUAGAACACAACAUGGACAAGCCAGGACCUAGUAAAAAACGUAAGGUUAAAGAUGAAAAUCGGCAGUUUCAAGAAAUUUGGACUGAGAAAUACUUUUUCGUAUGGUCGCAUAACAAAGUCGUUUGUUUAAUUUGCAAGAAUUCUGUUGCGAUUGCAAAGGAAUAUAAUGUAAAAAGGCACUAUGAAACGCAGCAUCCUACUUUUACCAAGUUUACAGGCGAAUUAAGAAAGCAAAAAAUGUUGUCUUUAAAACGGGAGCUUAUUGGUCAGCAAGCUAUGUUUAUAAAACCCAUUCAAGAUUCAGAAACAGCUACAGAAGUUAGUUAUGAAAUUUCUCGAAUGAUAGCAAAGCGAAGUCGCCCCUUCAAUGAUGGGGAUUUUGUAAAAGAAUGCAUAGAAAUUGCCGCUAAGAAAAUGUGUCCAGAAGCAGCAAAAAAGUUUGAGAAAAUUCAACUGAAUCGUAUGACUAUCCAAAGACGAAUUAUGUCUUUGUCAGCACUCGACGAAUCCACUGAUAUUAGUUCCACAGCUCAACUUCUCAUAUUCAUACGAGGUGUUACUCAAGAUUUUGAAGUCUUAGAAGAGUUAUUAGGAAUGUGUUCAUUGAAAGGUCAAACCAAAGGAGUUGAUAUACUCAAUGUACUUUUGGAUGAGUGUUCAAAAACUGAUUUGGACUUAUCAAAAUUAUCGGGAGUUGCGACUGACGGUGCUCCUUCGAUGAUUGGAGCCAAACACUCAUAUUAUGAUAUAGUACAGAGACCAUCAUUGUAUUCUUGGACCGCAAUAGAAAACAUUUACUCAGUAUGGGACUACAAUUACUACAUUUGCCAACACAACCUGAAAUCUCAAGCUUUAAAAGAUCUGAUGAAAUUCCCAAGAGACCACUUUGACUUGAUGGUUUACGAUCUCCACUCCGGGCAGUGCCUUUAUCCUUUAAUCGAGUAUUUUGGAAACCCACCAAUCUUAGGAGUUUCCGCAUUCGGACUUCCGCCGUUCAUCGCAGACGUUAUAGGCGCUCACGUUUACUCGUACAUCCCGUUUUACACCUUACCCUACAGCGAUAAGAUGAAUCGUUGGCAAAGAGGAUACAAUAAAGUUUUGCAAACGCUAGAUAGCAUAAUUAAGUGGUGUUUUUACAUGCCACCUAUGUAUAUGGAAGCGCAAAAAUAUUUCCACGAAGAUAUUAAAUAUUUCCAAGAGGUCGAGAGGCAGGUUUCGAUUUUAUUAACGAAUAAUGAUCCAAUUUUGGAUUACCCACAACCGUUUCCGCCGAAUAUUAUUCCAGUCGGUGGGAUGCAUAUAAAUAAAAUUAAAAAGUUGCCGAAGGAUCUAGAAACAGUUUUUGAAAAAUCCGACAGAGUUAUUUAUGUGUCAAUUGCGACAGAUAUCAUUCAAAAUCACAUGAAUUCUGGUACCAUAGAAGAUUUUCUACAAGUUUUUAACGAAUUAAACGAAACUAUCUUAUGGGCUUACGAAGAUGAAACAAUUAAAGUACCCAAAAAUGUAAUUGUAAGAAAGUGGUUCCCACAAAAUGAUAUUUUAGGUGUUUAUGAUCUUGUGAUUUUAUUUUCAACAGGCGAUUAA
This is a messenger RNA of Onthophagus taurus, 2050 nucleotides long. NCBI's taxonomy places the organism in Eukaryota, Metazoa, Arthropoda, Insecta, Coleoptera, Scarabaeidae. The record is from RefSeq and is a predicted model, not a curated record.